AAAAGCAUUAUUACCAAAUACACAACAGCAAUAAACUAAAACCGCACAAUGAAGAGAUUUUUAGUUGUGUUUGUGGCAUUAUUCGGAGCCGCUGUGGCCCAGACGAGUUUCAAGUGCCCCGAUGAUUUCGGCUUCUAUCCACACGAUACAUCCUGCGACAAAUACUGGAAGUGCGACAAUGGCGUCUCCGAGCUGAAGACCUGCGGCAAUGGUCUGGCCUUCGAUGCCUCAGACUCCAAGUUCCUCACCGAGAACUGCGACUAUCUGCACAAUGUGGAUUGCGGUGAACGCACAGAGUUGGAGCCUCCAAUCACCACGCCUCACUGCUCGCGUCUGUACGGCAUUUUCCCCGAUGAGAACAAGUGCGACGUGUUCUGGAACUGCUGGAACGGCGAGCCAUCCAGGUACCAGUGCUCACCCGGCCUGGCCUACGAUCGCGAUGCACGCGUCUGCAUGUGGGCCGAUCAGGUGCCCGAGUGCAGGAACGAAGAGGUUGCCAAUGGCUUCUCCUGCCCAGCUGCUGGUGAGCUGGCUAAUACUGGCUCCUUCUCCCGUCACGCACAUCCCGAGGACUGCCGCAAGUACUACAUUUGCCUGGAGGGCGUGGCACGCGAGUAUGGCUGCCCCAUUGGCACAGUGUUCAAGAUUGGCGACAGCGAUGGCACUGGCAACUGCGAGGAUCCCGAGGAUGUUCCCGGCUGCGAAGACUACUAUGGUGAUCUGGACUUGAAGAGCAUCCGCAAAAGCGAGCUUCUAGCUGGAUUGAACACUGAAGGUCGCACUAAGAACGCGCCCAAAACCAAAGCUGCCACCUCAUAAACAUAACAACAACAAAUAUAAGAACUAAAACAACAACAACAGCAACUACAAUACUAUAACAACAGAAAAGAAACAACUACAACAAUAUCAACUCGAAUCCUUUGCCCAACUACUUUCCCACUACUCUCACAUCACAAAGUCUCACCUCUAACAAGAAUCGACAAGUGAAAAAAUAAUACUCAACCAGCCUUAAGAUCAAGCUCUAUUUCAUUAUCAGCUCAAUCUCCUAUCCUAAACGUUUCUAAUUAUCUUUUACCUAUCCAUAAAUCCAACUGUUGAUAUCCUCAACUCUUCCAAAUUGCAAACACAAUUUUGAAAACUUAUGAAGUUUAGGUCCAAAAGGCUAAAAAGACAAAUUCGUAAUCAAAUGUGCGAAACACACAAGAUAAAAUGAGUGUAAACAACAUCGAGGAGGGAGAAAAAUCUUUCAAAUUGCAGAGUAAAAUUGAGAGAUUUGUACAUUUAAGUGAUCUUUGUUUAUAAGCUUAUAAUUUUAUUUUAUACAUAAAACAAAAAAUACACAAAAACUAAAAAAAAAAACUUCAAA
Messenger RNA from Drosophila mojavensis, 1366 nucleotides. RefSeq names its product protein obstructor-E (gene Gasp). Gene Ontology annotation, molecular function: chitin binding. The record is from RefSeq and is a predicted model, not a curated record. Gene Ontology annotation, cellular component: extracellular region. Lineage: Eukaryota; Metazoa; Arthropoda; Insecta; Diptera; Drosophilidae. The transcript is spliced from 5 exons. The coding region runs from base 49 to 819 and encodes 256 amino acids.